This is a messenger RNA of Daldinia caldariorum, 1594 nucleotides long. RefSeq names its product putative glycoprotein endopeptidase KAE1. The coding region runs from base 288 to 1400 and encodes 370 amino acids. Gene Ontology annotation, cellular component: EKC/KEOPS complex; cytoplasm. The record is from RefSeq and is a predicted model, not a curated record. NCBI's taxonomy places the organism in Eukaryota, Fungi, Ascomycota, Sordariomycetes, Xylariales, Hypoxylaceae. The transcript has a single exon. Gene Ontology annotation, biological process: tRNA threonylcarbamoyladenosine modification.
CCCGCCCUUACAUAGUACCUACAUACCUGUAGGAGAUAGACAAGGACCCCACCGCGAGAUACCUAGCCUUACAGCUACAUACAUCUACUUUCUUAUACGAGUCUAUUAUUUAUACAUUAUCUGUACAAAACUUCUUAUAACAUUAGGUAGCAAUUCGAAUAUGACACUACUAUAACCAAACCUCUUAUACCUAGGUACAUGGGUUCCAAACCAGCUAACUACCUACGACCUCAUUAAACGGAGCACUUAUAUCAGAAUAGCCCCUCACAACACAGCAACCCUACGCCAUGGCGAACCACCAGCAACAACAAUCCCCCUCCGCCCCCCUCCUAGCCAUCGGCUGCGAAGGUAGCGCGAACAAGCUCGGCAUAGGUAUAAUAUCGCACGACCCGGUCAGCGGGGAGUCGCGCAUCCUAGCCAACAUCCGGGACACCUUCGUGUCGCCGCCGGGGACCGGGUUCCUGCCCAAGGACACGGCGCGGCACCACCGGGCCUUCUUCGCGCGUGUCGCGCGCGCGGCCCUCGCCGCGGCCGGCGUGUCGCGCCCGCGUGAGAAGCUGCGCUGCGUGUGCUACACGCGGGGCCCGGGGAUGGGCGCGCCGCUGCAGUCCGUGGCCGUGGCCGCGCGCACCCUCGCGCUGCUCUGGGACCUGCCGCUCGUGGGCGUGAACCACUGCGUCGGCCACAUCGAGAUGGGGCGCGCGAUCACGGGCGCCUCCGACCCCGUCGUCCUGUACGUGUCCGGCGGCAACACCCAGGUGAUCGCGUACGCGGAGCGGCGGUACCGCAUCUUCGGCGAGACGCUCGACAUCGCCGUCGGCAACUGCCUCGACCGCUUCGCCCGCACCCUGGCCAUCAGCAACGACCCGGCGCCCGGGUACAACAUCGAGCUGCUCGCGCGGAAGUCGUCGGGCCGCGUGCUGCACGACCUGCCCUACGCCGUCAAGGGCAUGGAUUGCAGCUUCAGCGGCAUCCUGACCGCGGCCGAUUCGCUGGCCGCGCAGAUGCGCGAGCAGGACGCGCGCAUCGCCGCGGGCGGGGAGGUCGGGGAAGAGGAGAGGAUUACCCCCGAGGACCUGUGCUACAGUCUCCAGGAGACGAUUUACGCGAUGCUGGUCGAGAUUACGGAGCGCGCCAUGGCGCACGUAGGCACCAACCAGGUGCUUAUCGUGGGUGGCGUAGGAUGCAACGAGCGUCUGCAAGAGAUGAUGGGACAGAUGGCUAAGGAGAGAGGCGGGAGCGUAUAUGCGACUGACGAGCGCUUCUGUAUUGACAACGGCAUCAUGAUCGCUCACGCUGGCCUGCUGGCAUACGAGACGGGCUUCCGUACGCCGCUGGAGGAGAGCACUUGUACGCAACGAUUUAGGACAGAUGAAGUUUAUGUAAAAUGGAGAGAUUAAGAGCAGUCGAUAUCUGCGUCUUACUGUGAUCAUGCUGAUGCCGAACUUCUUUAAAUUUAUUACCAGCGUUGUCUAAAUGGAUUCCGCAUGCCCUGCCUGCGCAGCUAUAACCUUUACAUCAUACGCAUCCUUCUAUGGUUUCAUGACAUCGUGUUAUUCUCAUAACAACCCUUUUUUGGUUUGAAUCAUUGCGC